CCUUCAGCUCUUCCUCCACCAUUCCACUAACUCACCACUCGGCUCAUUAGCCUAUCCAGGGCUUGUGCUGUCCUUCUGAUCACCUGAUUCACCCCAGUAGAGUUUCUUGUUUCCAUACCUCGUCUCUUUCAUCUUCGCGUGUCAGCCUCAUAAAAUCCCGAAGCUCCCUAGACUUCCUCUCCCCCAUCUGUUACCGCCAUGACCCCAACGCAGUCCCCGAGCAAUGUAUUCAACAAACCCAGGCAACCUACAUCGCCCAAUGGAACGUCAUCUGGUACUGCUUCCGACCAAACUCCCUCUGCUGAGGUCGAUGAUGUGAACCAGUGCUUCAUCUGCGCUGAGCCAGUCAUGUUCUGGAGUGUAGGCGUAUGUGGACAUAGGACUUGUCAUGUAUGCGCCGUCCGUUUGAGGAGCCUUUACAAAAGAGAGGAAUGCACCUUUUGCAAAACGCCGAUGCCUUCUCUGCUGUUUUCCCGAUCUCCUACCGCUCCGUUCCCCACGGAACAUCACCUCACCCCUUCGCCCGCAGAGCAAAUCGCCGCCGCUUCCGCCAACGCUGAUAAGCUCGAAAAGGGACAGAAGUGGUACACUGGCUUAACGAUGCCUGGUACGCUCGACCUGACAAAGUUCAAAUAUACCGAUGCCAAGCUCGGCCUGGUCUUCGAGGAUGAAGAUAUGAUGGAAGCUACCUUAUUACUCCUGCGAUUCAAUUGUCCCUACUCUGAUUGUCCGUACAUUGCCAAAUCAUGGAAAGACCUCUCGCAUCACACUCUAUCGGACCACGCCUUGGCCAUUUGUAUGAUUUGCGCCCGACAAUUAUCGCGCUUCGCCCAUGAACAAGCGUUGUACCCUCCUCACCUACUUGGUAUUCACAACCCGGAGAAAUUGGCUCGAACGCAAAAGCCACCCAGACCCAGAGGUCAGAGGGAGAUUGAGAUGGUAGCUGGCUGGGACCCUCCUCAUCCGAUGUGUGAAUUCUGCCACGAAGCUUUCUUUGGACCCGACGAGCUAUUCAAACACAUGCGUACGAAACAUGAGGAGUGCGAAGUUUGUAAAAGUCUAGGUGAUCGGGACGUUUAUUUCGAAGACUAUGCUCAGCUCGAAGUACAUCAUCGACAAGAUCACUUCUACUGUAAAGUCCCAUCGUGUAUCGAGAGAAAGUUUGUUGUGUUUGGCUCAGAAAUGGACCUGAGAGCACAUAUGAUAUCAGAACACGGCCAACAAAUGUCGAAUAGAGACCGUGCGAAUGUCCGGACACUCCCAAUCGACUUUGUUAGUCCAUUAGGAAUGCCCGAUGGGCCCUCUCGAGGUCGAAACCAGCAAUCGGCACGAGGUUUUUCUUUCGCAAGAAAUGGCCCCGCACAUCAGCAGGUCCCCUUGGAGGUGCCGAUGAGCCCGGCACAGGCUGAGCAGCAAAGGAGGCAAGUAGAAACCGAUAGAGUGGAGAUGAGCAGAAGACGACGAGGAUUUGAUACCAGUUUGACUGUGCCAGAAUCGCAGACGCGACCUUCAGCGUCGCACACUCCACGGCUCGAAGAAGUGCCAGCGAGUGGAUACAACACUCCCAGGGAGGACGUGGAUGAUGCUGAAGCUGAACGACACGCUGCCCUCCUGUCCCGUGUGUCUAUGCUUGUUGAAGACUCUCCCACCAGAUUAUCUUCCUUCCGCUCUGCUAUUCGACAAUUCCGCAGUUCCGAGUCGUCAGCCAAAGAUAUGGUUGAUUCAAUCUUCAAUAUACUUGACAGGGACGUAGACGCUACGCUGGGAGUAAUGAAGGAAGUGGCCGGACUGUUACAGAAUGACACAGAUGGGGACAAGCAUCGGGCGGUGUUGGAGGCCAUCAACGGGUUCCGAGCUCGGCAAAGGGAGUUAUUCCCAUCUCUUAGCAACCCACCCACUGGAUUGGGCACGAACUACGCGGGUAUCACGUCCGGCAAAAUCCUUCAAGCCAAACGUACCACCCACAUGUCCAAUUCCUCUUCUUCGCGAAAUGUAUGGGACAGAGUCGAAGCUGCUGCGUCAUCUUCCGCAACUCCACUCUCUCGCCCGCCACCGACCAAUGCUCGUACUGUCCCAGGUACCACGGCUUUCAACACGGCAUCAUUUCCCUCGCUCAAUACGCUCGCUUCUUCAUCCAAGGGUCCCUCAAUCUCUACACACUCAACUCCAUGGACAUCAGGCGGUGCUGGAUCAAGUAGCAAAACGCCCUCAGCCUUGGUGAAUACCGUACGACCAGGUCCGAGCAAGCCUAGGAUACAACCCAAACCUGCGCCGAAAUUACAACAAUCUGCAUUUCCAAGCCUACCGAGUAGGGAGAAAGAGGAUAGGAAGGCUUUGUUCAGUAAACCGACCCCGAAACAAGAGAGUCUACGUCGUAUAGUCGGGUCAUCGCCAGCGCCAGUGACCAACGGGUGGGGUAUUGCCAUGACGUCGAUGGCUAAUGGUCUGGCGGACAUGAGCGUGGAAGACAGAGCGGCCGCGGAGGAAGCUAUGGCCGGGGAGGGUGGUACCGGCGGAGGCAAGAAGAAGAACAAAGGAAAACAGUUGCUAUUCAGCGUGUCGACCAGGCCAUCAUGA
Tremella mesenterica DSM 1558 is the source of this 2577-nucleotide messenger RNA. RefSeq lists its product as uncharacterized. Bases 199 to 2577 code for a protein of 792 amino acids. The record is from RefSeq and is a predicted model, not a curated record. Gene Ontology annotation, biological process: protein ubiquitination; rescue of stalled cytosolic ribosome. The transcript has 9 exons. Gene Ontology annotation, molecular function: ribosome binding; ubiquitin protein ligase activity. Lineage: Eukaryota; Fungi; Basidiomycota; Tremellomycetes; Tremellales; Tremellaceae.